CCGGCGUGUCUGCUCUAUACACAAAAAGCCGGUUAUCUCUGUCAGUUUGUUCUCGACGUUCUCGCGAGUACGCAUUUUUUGCAUCUGCGACGGAUGGUCUUACGCGCGUUACGAGCUCUUCAUAGUGUCUUUAUCCCGUUUCGAAUUAAGAGAUUUUAUCAAAAAAGUUUUCAGAACAACUUUAACCAGAUUAUUCUCAUUCACAAUGGGCUUUUGUGAAAUCGUUGGAUUGUUUGUUAUCUUGUACUUCUUGUUCUACGCUAUAUUUCCCUGGUUUUUGGACAGUGACGUAGAACUCGCGUUUUACGAAAAAUGGGGCAGGCCUAUAGAAAGCUUGCGAGGCAAAGUAGUUUGGAUAACUGGAGCCUCGAGUGGGAUUGGUGAACAUUUGGCAUACACGCUUGCGAAAGUUGAUUGCAAAUUAGUGCUGACUGCGCGCAGAGAAAAUUUAAUCAACGAAGUCAAAGAAAAGUGUCUCCGAAUUAAUGCCAAUCUCAAGGAAACUGAUGUCGAAGUGCUCCCUCUCGAUAUCACCAAUACAGACCUUCACAGAGAUGCUUUUGAUCGUGUUAUUUCCAAAUUUGGCAAACUGGACAUUUUGGUCAACAAUGCUGGAAGAACUCAGAGAGCAAACUGGGAAGAUGUGGAUAUUGAGGUCGACAGGGAAGUUUUCGAGUUGAAUGUUUUUUCCGUCCUCUCAUUGAGCAGAUUGGCGGUGAAACAUUUUACUGAAAAUGGCCAAGGGCAUUUAGUUGUUACAUCGAGCAUCGCGGGCAUUCGAGGGGUGCCAUUUUCAGCAUCUUACACUGGCAGCAAACAUGCCUUGCAUGGAUACUUCGAAUGUUUACGAAAUGAAAAAAUGGGCCAAAAUAUUGCCAUUACAAUGGUUUGUCCCGGACCAAUACAGACGCCUUUUCUGGCCGAGGGUUUCACUGCAAAACGUGGUGUGAAAUAUGGACACGAGACUGAAAUAUCUAAAAUGAAAAUGGCACCAGGACGGUGCUCAAAACUCAUGGCAGUAGCUAUUGCAAAUGAGCUUCGAGAGUGUUGGAUUGGCAACUCAUUGGUCAUGCAGUUGACUUAUCUUGCCAUCAAUUAUCCCAACAUUGGUAGAUUAUUAUAUACAUACCUGGGACCAGCUUUCAUGCAAAAGUUGAGAGACAGCAAAGUGACCACGCAAGAUGGACAAGGUUCGGAAGGACGGAGUAACUAAGAUCGUCAUAUGUGCCUUAUAUAGAGCUCCGUCUCUACUUAUUUUUUCACUUGAUUUUUUUUAUUACGUUUUUGUACACAAGAUGAAACGAUUGACUGGUAAUAGUAGAAAACUUAUUUUUA
This is a messenger RNA of Venturia canescens, 1335 nucleotides long. RefSeq names its product dehydrogenase/reductase SDR family member 7. The coding region runs from base 206 to 1213 and encodes 335 amino acids. The transcript is spliced from 8 exons. The record is from RefSeq and is a predicted model, not a curated record. NCBI's taxonomy places the organism in Eukaryota, Metazoa, Arthropoda, Insecta, Hymenoptera, Ichneumonidae. Gene Ontology annotation, molecular function: oxidoreductase activity.